This is a messenger RNA of Recurvomyces mirabilis, 1341 nucleotides long. RefSeq lists its product as uncharacterized. The transcript has a single exon. Bases 1 to 1341 code for a protein of 446 amino acids. NCBI's taxonomy places the organism in Eukaryota, Fungi, Ascomycota, Dothideomycetes, Mycosphaerellales, Teratosphaeriaceae. The record is from RefSeq and is a predicted model, not a curated record.
AUGGCCCAUUCUCCGAGCACUUUCGCCGGCUGGGGUGCCACCACACCACCAGACGAGACCCGUGAUGAGAACCCUCCAUCGCCCACCACAAGAGCCCACGAGAUCACGACAGGCGGCAUGCCAUACGUGCCCUCUCUCCGCUACCACAUGCAACCACCACAUCUAGAGCGACCGCGCAUGACAGCGGACCACGUGCUCAUAGGUCCCCACGCCUCAUCACACUUCAGCUCGUACCGACAAUCGCGAGAAUCUUCCCAGAUUCGUGGCACGGUCAAGGAGAUCGCCGAUGUCGACGCAAGCACCGUCCACAGCAGCGACAGUUCCGAAGGUCUUAUGCUGCCACCACUGCGUAGGUGUCUUGGUCGAGAGCAGAAGAGGCAUGGGAUUGUCUUUCGACCGAAUGAACUGGUCACAGCAGACGAGGCCUUUAGUAUGGCGAAAGAGGCUGGAGUCGCCGAGAUAGAGGAGGCCGCAGAGAAGCGCACAUUCACGCAUCGUGCGAGUAGUGCUGCCGGUGUAGUUGUCACCGCCGGCCGUAACGUCAAGCGGAAAAUGUCGAGCUGGUUUCGUAAGGACUCUGCUCUAAGUGGUUCGGAUGAGGAGAAGUUGGUGGAGGACCAGCAAGACGGCAGUGUUUGUACCGCUGCAACCGAUGGCCUGCAGUCUGCCCAAGUCGAUGGUGGCUCAGAAGUCCAUCAAGGGCGCCCACAUAGCUAUCGACCAGGUCGCGAAGCAGAAGCCGAAGGUCGUCGUGAAAGAGCACACACCAGAGCCUCGACCACCUCAGCACACCCUCAAAGCUAUCGCAAGAACCGUUUCUCCCGCGGCGCAGCAGAAACACCUGAACACCUCCGCCCCAAACUCUCCGAUACCGAAGUCGUGACACAAGCCCAACUGCAAGAAAUGCUCGAACUACACGUUAGCGAGGCCUACCAACGCGGUCGUCUAGACGAACGAGCAAUCACUUCUCGUUUCGCUAAGGCUUGUGGCAAUACUACGAACGCUCGAGACCAGGCUGUCGUCUCGGACGAUCUACGAAGGACCGUUACCGAACAUAAGCUAGCCACAGAUCGAACAUGGCGAUACCAGGAGAAGCAUCUGAGAGUCGUCAAAUCUGCUAGUAGUUCCAGGAGGAGACAUUGGCCCUUUGGUGGUGAGGUGAAGAAGCAUAGGGAAUGUGUCAGUUCAGCGGGUACACUGUCGGAGAACUUUUGGAGCGGUGUCCAAAAGGCAGGAAAGAAUCCUAGCGCGCCUGCUGAAGAGGAUGAUCCGGAUUGGCCGGAGGCGGUGAGGUUGGCAUCGGAUGUCAGGAUGUGGGGCAUGGGCGGAGCGUAUUACUAG